This is a messenger RNA of Lemur catta (Ring-tailed lemur), 1384 nucleotides long. RefSeq names its product SIX homeobox 6 (gene SIX6). The transcript is spliced from 2 exons. The coding region runs from base 114 to 854 and encodes 246 amino acids. Gene Ontology annotation, cellular component: transcription regulator complex; nucleus. NCBI's taxonomy places the organism in Eukaryota, Metazoa, Chordata, Mammalia, Primates, Lemuridae. Gene Ontology annotation, molecular function: RNA polymerase II cis-regulatory region sequence-specific DNA binding; DNA-binding transcription factor activity, RNA polymerase II-specific. Gene Ontology annotation, biological process: regulation of transcription by RNA polymerase II; eye development. The record is from RefSeq and is a predicted model, not a curated record.
CUCUCCCAAACCGCUUCACCGAGAAGACCCUGGCACACCCAGCCAGGUUCGCAGACAUCUACUGCUUGUCCCGCUCUGAGCUCAGUGCCCCCGCCGCCGCCAGCGUUGCCUCGAUGUUCCAGCUGCCCAUCUUGAAUUUCAGCCCCCAGCAAGUGGCCGGGGUAUGUGAAACCCUGGAGGAGAGCGGCGACGUGGAGCGCCUGGGUCGUUUCCUCUGGUCGCUGCCCGUGGCCCCUGCGGCCUGCGAAGCCCUCAACAAGAAUGAGUCAGUGCUGCGUGCGCGAGCCAUUGUGGCCUUUCACGGUGGCAACUACCGCGAGCUCUACCAUAUCCUGGAAAAUCACAAGUUCACCAAGGAGUCGCACGCCAAGCUGCAGGCUCUGUGGCUUGAAGCACACUACCAGGAGGCUGAGAAGCUGCGCGGACGGCCCCUGGGGCCGGUGGACAAGUACCGCGUAAGGAAGAAGUUCCCACUGCCACGCACCAUUUGGGACGGCGAACAGAAGACACACUGCUUCAAGGAGCGCACGCGGCACCUGCUACGCGAGUGGUACCUGCAGGAUCCAUACCCUAAUCCCAGCAAAAAGCGGGAGCUCGCCCAGGCAACCGGACUGACCCCCACGCAGGUGGGCAACUGGUUCAAAAAUCGCCGACAAAGGGACCGUGCGGCUGCAGCCAAGAACAGACUCCAGCAGCAGGUCCUGUCGCAGGGUUCCGGGCGGGCGCUACGGGCGGAGGGCGAGGGCACGCCAGAGGUGCUGGGCGUCGCCGCCAGCCCGGCAGCCAGUCUAUCCAGCAAGGCGGCCACUUCGGCCAUCUCCAUCACGUCCAGCGACAGCGAGUGCGACAUUUGAGCUGCCUACUCAGAAUGCUCAGAAACAGAAUCUGGUGUAAAAACAAGAUAAACAAAAUGAACGAGGGAGAGAGCAUGGGAGACCAGCAAAUCCAGCGCCGGUGUGGCCAGGUGACCAGGGACCCGCGGGCUCAGGUUGCGGUGUUCGCCCAGCGUUGAGCCUGGCUCCACUGGCGCCUUUUGGCUGAGAUCACAGGGGCCCGCGGUGAGGCCUGACCGCUUUGCUUUUUCCUAAGGAUACUGCUGCAAAGACGCCUUCGGAACCCGAACUGCAAGAUGAGCGCCUGCCCUGAGUCUCCCCAUGGGUAUUUCACGUGGAAAGGACGCUGUUAUAUAUGUAUAACUUUUGCUUUAAAGUUUUUUUUUUAACAAAACAUAUAUAUGCUGUUUAUUUACUUAUUUAAGAGACUGCCAUGAUAGGUUUCUCUGUAGCUUGGGGAACUUGCUGUUUCUAAACAGGCAGACUGGCCCUGAUGGGUUCUUUGUGGAGAAGCCAAACAAUAAAACAACCUGGUGAGCAACCUUUCUUAA